Molecule: messenger RNA, 698 nt
Organism: Colletes gigas
Lineage: Eukaryota; Metazoa; Arthropoda; Insecta; Hymenoptera; Colletidae
Exons: 5
Coding region: 72-698 (208 amino acids)
Source: RefSeq, a predicted model, not a curated record
AAACUUGAGCGUGCCUGGAAUGUGUUUACCGAAUUAUAUUGUUUUGACAAAUCAAUUACGAAUUAUCACAAAUGUCUAGCAGCGCGAGCAUAAUGGAUGAUAUAAUGACAUUUAAGAACAAGCACGUGAAUGUUACAGACUCACAAAUGAAGGAAAUAUUGCAAACGAAAACUAAGUUAAUGGAUAUUAAAAAUGAACAGGAUCAUCUUUGCGAUGAAGAUGAAGCAAAAAUUGAAAAACUUAUAUCAAAAAUAACUUCUAUGAAGGAGAAUCUUCAAUCUGAAAAACAAACAUUAGAGUACAAAGACCGUGAACUGUCAAAUCGUUUAGAUAAAAUAGUUCAGUUAGAAGGAGAACAAAACAUAUCUUUAAAAGAAAAUCAAUCGUUGGAAUUACAGAGAAAUAAACUUAAAAUCUGUAGAGAUAAUGUGCAAGACCAGGCAUUGUUGGAAAAUGGAAGGAGAAAAUAUAUGUUAUACAAAGAAUUAACUAGGAUACGGUGGGAUUUUGAAUAUCUAGAAGAAAAAGUGACAGGAUACGUGUCAAAUAAAAAGGAUUACAUUCAUCAUUUUUCUUAUAAAAACAACAUCACUGGAGAUUUGGCUGAUCUCUUGUGGCAAGAAAUAUACAAAUCAACAGUUCCCAAAGAAAAUAGAGAUGUACAUAACGAAGAAAAUAUACAAAAUAAAUCGACUUGA